UUGAUUAACAUGUGUCAGAGCUAAAUGCAACACAGGUGGUUGGAAAGUGUUUAUGCUUAUGAGUAAGAAUGAUCUAUGUGGGGUGACAUUAUCAGGGUAUAGAUGGUGCAAUUCUUAGGUCAUGGGUUGAGCUCUCAAAUGUCAUUGUUUUAUUUCCAUAUAGUCAAUGGUCAAACCUGUUUAAAUUCUGAGUGAAGAUAACCUGGAUUAACCCCAAGUACAGUCAUUCAGUCAUGGGUGUGUUUGAAUGGUUGUACAGUGGCACUUGCUUAAACCCCAGCAGCUGUUUCUCAUUAGUCAUGUCUUUAUAAUGGUUACAUUUGUUUCUCAAGAACAGUCUUCAAUGACUCUCAAAUGACUAAGUGCCUCAUGGAACUUCCCUGACCUGUCCUGUUACCCAGUUCAUUACAAAGUUUUUACAUUUCUUAAAUAUUUUUCAACAGCAUUCAAAGGUCGGUUGUUAUCUGGAUAGCUAUAUCCGGUCUAAAGGCUACAUUGUGCGUACUACUCAUUUGGCCCUGUUUGAAGACGAAGAUGGAUUUAACCACGCCCCAGCUAGCUCUGUUCCUUGUCCUUAAGGUUCCCUGAGACUGUGAUUAUUAUUUCCCAUGGGGAAUAAUGGCCAAUUGUCCACCCGCUAUAUUGAUUCAGGCAUUUAUGAAAAAUGGAAGUGGAGCGACUCAUCAGCAAGAAACUCCAACUGAAGAGGAAAGCAGAGCACUUGAAGUCUGACCUGAUGAGGCAGUUUGACUCUCAGGUGUUGGAGUUCAUGGACAGUCUGAUAGAGGAAUCAGCCAGCCUGGAGCCUGCUCCUGUCCCUGCUGUCUUCUCCCCUCCUCUGUCCGAUAAAGAGAGGAGUAAGCUCAGGCAUCUCCAAGGGUCAUCCCAGGGCCAAGGCAAACAGUUUGUGGUCCGGAGGUCCUUGUUAGAUGAGCUGUUUGAAGUGAACCACAUCCGGACCAUCUACCACAUGUUCAUUGCCCUGCUGAUCCUCUUCAUCCUCAGUACCCUGGUGGUUGACUUCAUCGAUGAAGGCAGAUUGGUGCUUGACUUUGAUCUGCUGGUCUAUGUAUUUGGACAGUUCCCCCUAGUGGUGAUUACCUGGAUCUGCAUGUUCCUUUCAGUGCUGGUGGUGCCCUACAGCCUGUUCCACACCUGGGCCUCUCACUACCAUGAGUCCAGCCACGGGACCCUGUGGUCUCUUCUACUGGGCUCUCUCUUCCUGCUCUACCAGGGCCUGGGCCUAGGCUUCCUGCCUACCUUUGUGGUGGUGAAGAACAGCUUUCCCCCUGCAUCCUGCUUCAUCAUCAUCCUGGAACAGGUGCGCCUGAUGAUGAAGGCACACUCCUAUAUCAGGGAGAAUGUCCCCAAAGUUCUGGCUUUGGCAAAAGACAAAUCCAGCUCCUCCCCAGUCUCUCCACUCAUCCCACAGCUGAGCCACUAUAUCUACUUCCUCUUUGCUCCCACCCUUAUUUACAGAGAUAAAUAUCCCAGGAAUCCCAUCAUCAGGUGGAGUUAUGUGGCCUCUAAGUUAUUACAGGUUCUAGGAUGUCUCUUCUAUGCCUACUAUGUGUUUGUGCGCCUCUGCAUCCCACAGUUCCGCAGCAUCAGCCAGCAACUGUUUGACCUGCGGGCCAUGGUCCUGUGUGUGUUCAACUCUAUCCUGCCUGGAGUUCUGGUUCUCUUCUUGGCCUUUUUUGCCUUCCUGCACUGCUGGCUCAAUGCCUUUGCUGAGAUGCUGCGGUUUGCUGACAGGAUGUUUUACAAGGAUUGGUGGAACUCCACAUCCUUUGCCAAUUACUACCGCACCUGGAACGUGGUGGUACACGACUGGCUGUAUUACUAUGUCUACUGUGACUUCCUGUGGAUGUCGAAGAAGAGAUUUCGGGCGGCAGGCAUGUUAUUGGUCUUCACUAUGUCUGCAGUAGUGCACGAGUACAUCUUGGCGAUCUGCUUCGGCUUCUUCUACCCAGUCCUCUUCUGCCUCUUCAUGUGCUUCGGAAUGAUGUUUAACUUCAUUCUUCAUGACCGGAGAAAAGGCCCAAUUUGGAACGUGAUCAUGUGGACUGCUCUGUUCCUCGGUCAGGGGGUCAUCAUCUGCCUCUACUCCCAGGAGUGGUAUGCACAGCGCUACUGCCCCCUUCAGGAGCCCUCUUUCCUAGAGCUGCUGAAGCCGCGUUCCUGGAGCUGUCACCUCCAGACCAACCCAGCAGUCGACUCUUGAGGGGCUGUAACUGACAUCACAUUGAACUACUGAACCGACAACACUCGCCAAUCUAUUGAAUGUGUUUAGGAGAGCACAACCUCCUGUUUCUUUCAAGCCUUUUUACCUUUUGUUUUCAUUAAUUGUUUUUGUGUUACACUAGUAAUUCAGACUGAUAUUGAGAGACUGCGUUAUUCAUUUGAAAGGGCAUGGAGUGAGUGAGGCAUAUAAUGGCCUCUGUCAUCACAAAGAUGCCUUAUUUAUCCUUUUAGUUUCAUGACAAACCCAUUGGAAAUCAGGGUAACAUAGAGCACAUAAAUGUGAACAGAAUUUUUUUUUUUUAUUUAUACUUUUAUUUUCAGCCUGGAUACAAUUACCAUAUGUUUUCAUUUGAAAUGCACUUUCAAUGCCAAUAUGGUAAAUCGUAAAGUUGCAGCUUUUCCCAAAAUUUGACCUCUUAGCAAACAUGCAGUUAUAUACAUUUAGCAAAUAAUUUACUUAAAACAAUGUUUAUUUUUUUUUGUUUUUUUACGUUAUUUUUUUUAUGAACCCAGACAUUUCAAAUGUUCAGCCACUGUAUUUUGUCGUCUAGUCUCCAAGGUGUUUUAAAUCAUGUUGAUGGAGAUCAGGGUUGGGCUCAUUUCAGAAGUUUUGGAAAUUAACUCCCAUUCAACUCAUGAGUUGAAUUGGCUGCACCUCACAGGAUGUAGAGUUGGUGUGACAAAGUAAUUCAAGGAAAUUUCACUCGUCAUACAACAUAAGUUUCAUUGAAUCUCACAGUUCCAGAUACCAAAUAAUAACUUUUCUCUAGAAAUAAUGUUUCUAACCUUGGUGCUUAGAAUAGCCAAUUAUAUUUCUGCCAACCCUUUCAUUUGUUUGGCUUCUUUUUGAAGUUCUCAGGGUCAACUGCAGGGUUACACUAAUGCAUUCUGGGAAAUGUAUUUUCCUCAUUGAACAAAAUGUAAUCGAUUUAAUGAAAUACAAUAACUUUGAAUAUUCACAUACAGGUUUUGUUUCCUUUGAUCGUUCACUUUGUUCUGAAAAUCAAUUGUUUUAACAAUUUUAUAUGCAUGUAUAUAAUGACAUGUUUCAUGUACAAGAUGUAUAUUUGUAUAGACUACACCUAAUAUAGAAUAGAGGCAUUUGAAUUUCUCUGAAUUCAAUUACAUUUCCUUUCAGUCAAGUUUGAAUUGCAAUUUUUGUAUGCUGUUUACUACAAUUUAAAUUCAAUAUUUUAAUAGGAAUUUGAGGCGUUCUCCAUUUCAAUUCUGAAGUGAGCCCAACCCUGAUAGCGAUGUUAGAUUAUUAAACAAAAUGGAGAUUAGUUUGCUCUGUGAUUACUAGUAAGAAGGUUUUGUCAGAUGUGAAGCCUUACACACAAGAUUAAUGUUAAUUAAGAAUAUGUAUUUAUUCAAAAGCAAUAUUGAAAGUGAUUCUAUACCAAUCAGAAAUUCCACACCUGAUCUUGAGUUGGUGGAAACUGCACUACUGUUGCAGGUGGCUGCUCCAAUGUUGCCAUUAUCAGUUUGGCUGAUGCAUGUGUUGUUUAUUUACUUGAUUAGUGCCAAUGCCUAAAUAUACACUAGUGCAUUAUUUGCUUUUGUCAGAAAUUACAUAAUUACACUAACUGUUGCCAUUAAUGCUGUAAAUUAGGGAUUCAAUUUCAGCUUCAAUCCAUGAGUCUGGUAGACUUGUCAUUUUGUGAUUGUCUCUCUAUGGAUUGUCUCUCUAUGGAACAGUUUGUUUUUGACUCAAACCAUGUAUGAUGAUUUUAAACCACGAGAUGGCGCUGUAAUGUAAAAAAUGUUGAAUUCCCACUUGUUUCUCAUGACAAUCUAUUUUACUCAUAAGUAAUUAUUUAAGAAGGACCAUUAACAAAACAUUGUUAUAUAGAGAAAUGUGUGUGUUUGUGUGUAUAUAUAUAUAUAUCCUAUCAAGUGAUUUUGUUGCAAGACUACUUCAGCCUGUAUUGAAAUUGGGAGACUGUUUACUAUUUGUGAUCGUAUUUCAGUGGUUAUUUCGAGACCACUUUUGAGAUUAUGAUGCUCUUUUGAUCAUUUAGAAAAUGAGUGAUACUUUUGUUCAGAUAUUUCUAUUUUUGAACAGAGAUUGACAUUCCUCUAUUUUUCUUGAUAAAUGUAUGGAGUUAUAGUGUUUAAAACAUUUAUUUGGUAUUAUACGAGAUAUGUUGGAUAAUAUUUACCUUUACAGUGCAUUAGGUAUAUGUCAGAUAGAAAAUAAACUAUAAAUCUAUAUAUAUUUUUGGUCUUUUAACCAAACCCGUGGGUUAGAAUUGUGACUGCAGCAUUUUUUACUUUAAAAAGAACAGUUAGGGUUUUUGAUGUACUUUCCAUAUAUAAUAUUGUACAUUUCACAAUGUCAAGACAAUACAAAUUUGAAUGGAUUUUGCUAAAUGCUUUUUGUCAUAAAGUUUAUUGUUAAUACUUAUUUAUCAAAUGGCCACCCUUUUGUUUUUACACUGCUGCUACUCACUGUUAAUUAUCUAUGCAUAGUCACUUUACCCCUACCUACAUAUACAAAUUGCCUCAACUAACCUGUACCGGUACCCCCUGUAUAUAGCCUCGCAAUUGUUAUUUUGUGUUACUUUUAUUUUUUUACUUUAUUUAGUCAAUAUUUUCUUUACUUUAUUUUCUUAAAACUGCAUUGUUGGUUAAGGGCUUGUAAGUAAGCAUUUCACGGUAAGGUAUACACCAGUUCUAUUCGACGCAUGUGACAAAUACAAUUUGAUUUGAUUUAAUAUAAAAUGUAGUCAGUUCAAAUCACAGUUGUGGGAUCCUAUCCAUGAAAUCACACCAGUAUGUACAGUAGGAAUAGGGGGGAGGACAUACAGAGGCAUGAAACAUUAGCUGUCACGUCAGUGUUAUGGAUCCGAACUGUCACUGCCAAAAGAAAACAGCCAUAGUUGUCUUUUUAAGUGUUUUGUGGUAGAAAUUAAUUUCACACAAAUAACAUUUGUUCAAUGUUAUGACAGUAUUUCAAGAGUGUAUAUUGUAACGUUGAACAAUAGACAUUUCGUUUUUCCAGAGGUCUUACCUCAUAAAUAAAAGUUGUGAACAAUGCAA
This is a messenger RNA of Salmo salar (Atlantic salmon), 5286 nucleotides long. Lineage: Eukaryota; Metazoa; Chordata; Actinopteri; Salmoniformes; Salmonidae. The record is from RefSeq and is a predicted model, not a curated record.